This is a messenger RNA of Penicillium canescens, 411 nucleotides long. Its product is annotated as MFS transporter. The transcript has 2 exons. The annotation marks the transcript as partial. The record is from RefSeq and is a predicted model, not a curated record. Gene Ontology annotation, molecular function: transmembrane transporter activity. NCBI's taxonomy places the organism in Eukaryota, Fungi, Ascomycota, Eurotiomycetes, Eurotiales, Aspergillaceae. Gene Ontology annotation, cellular component: membrane.
AUCAAAGCGCUUCAUAAUCUUCCUAUCAGCAGGAAUCCUCUAAGGAGCCUUCGGCAGCAUAGUCUCGGGAGCAAUACCCUCAAACCUAGACGGAACACACAACUACAUUGGACGGUCCCCGACUACCCACACUGCAGCCGCGGUCUAUCACCAGAAGAACAGAAACUAACACAGCAACGACUAAUCGAAGAUGGGGUUGCCGAUCAACGAAGAACAGGCGAUGAUGCUGAUACACAGGUCGCCUCCAUCUUCACGGCACUGUUGAAAGCCCUCUCAGACUGGCGAAGCUGGAUCCUCGCCCCAGCGCAUAUGACCAUCCUUGGCGCAUUACCGAUUUCAUACUUCUACCCCAUUCUCAUUAAUGGCACGGAGUAUACAUCCACGAUGGCGCAAUACAUGAUCGCGCCGUAA